AGCAAAGCUCCAAAAAUCACUGAAAAGAAAGAAAAAAAAAUGGCUGCCUCUUUGCAACCACUGUUCUCAGCAAUAACAUUCCUGUUGUUGAUUGCUUCUCUGAUUGGGUCCUCCGAAGCUGCCGGAAUUGUCCAAUACUGGGGCCGAGGCCAUUCAGAACCAUCAAGUUUGGCUGAGUUCUGCAGGCGAGAAUUCGCUACCGACGUGAAUAUUGCCUUUCUGAAAGAUUUUGGUAGCGGCCACAUGCCUGAAUUGAACGUAAUUCAUCCUUGGCCGAGCGCAGCAGACAUAGAAUCUUGCCAGAAUAAUCAGACCAAAGUGUUUAUUUCUCUCGCAGGACCAUCGAAUCUUUCUUCCGUCGAAGAUGCGCAAGAAGUGGCAGCCUAUGUCUGGAACACUUACUUAGGCGGUGAAUCAAGCGACCGUCCAUUCGGCACAGCUGUUUUAGAUGGCGUAGAGCUUCACAUCCACAGCGGAAACCCGAAUUACUUGGAUGUUCUUGCUCUGGCACUUAAGGGAUACCCAAAUGUAACCUUAGCUGUAGCGGGGGAAUGUCCUAUUCCUAACCUUUUUCUUGACCCAACUAUCAGAACUGGAGUCGUUGAUCAGGUGCGGGUGGAAUUUUUCGACAACCCAUCUUGUGAGUUUCUGCCUCCAAACGAUACCAGUCUCCUCUUCCGGAGCUGGGACAGUUGGUCUGAUUAUCCAGGCGUUCAUAAAUUGUACCUGGGAAUACCAAUAAGCUCUUCUAUCGCAUCUGAGGGCGGUUACAUCCCACCUAAUGAGCUAGUUUAUGAUGUUCUUCCCUAUCUGCAGAACUCUCCUGUUUAUGGAGGCAUCACGGUUUACCCCUACUUUGGUCACGGGGUAACUUUCAAGUCCCUGCUACGGUCCUAUGCUCGUGCUGUCUGAUCAGUUCCUCUCGGUCGCUAUCUACUGAAGGAGGCGAAAAUGAUAAAUAAAUAAACAAUGGGUUGGUUAUCCAUGCCCAAGUAAAAUAAGAUUGUCGCAUGAAGCUCAAUCGUGCGCGGUUGACCUUGAAUUUCUGUCUGUU
Messenger RNA from Coffea arabica (coffee), 1054 nucleotides. Its product is annotated as acidic endochitinase-like. Gene Ontology annotation, biological process: carbohydrate metabolic process. Gene Ontology annotation, cellular component: extracellular region. Lineage: Eukaryota; Viridiplantae; Streptophyta; Magnoliopsida; Gentianales; Rubiaceae. Gene Ontology annotation, molecular function: chitinase activity. The record is from RefSeq and is a predicted model, not a curated record.